Molecule: messenger RNA, 753 nt
Organism: Lasiosphaeria miniovina
Lineage: Eukaryota; Fungi; Ascomycota; Sordariomycetes; Sordariales; Lasiosphaeriaceae
Product: translation initiation factor eIF 4e-like domain-containing protein
Exons: 3
Coding region: 1-753 (250 amino acids)
Biological process (GO): translational initiation
Cellular component (GO): eukaryotic translation initiation factor 4F complex; cytoplasm
Molecular function (GO): translation initiation factor activity; RNA 7-methylguanosine cap binding
Source: RefSeq, a predicted model, not a curated record
AUGUCGGAGCAAGUCGAUCUCACCACCAUUCCCAUCUCGCCCGACGGCGGCAAUGUUGACGGCGCUGCCUCUUCCUCCCCGGAGGAUGCUGGCAAGACCAUUACUGUCUUCCACGACAAGGACAACUUCAAUGUCAAGCACCCUCUCUCCAACAGAUGGACCCUCUGGUUCACCAAGCCCGCGAGCGGAAAGGGUGACAACUGGAAUGAUUUAUUGAAGGAGGUCAUCACAUUCAACUCUGUAGAAGAGUUCUGGGGCAUAUAUAACAACAUUGCCCCUGUCUCUGAGCUUGCCCUCAAGUCCGACUACCACCUCUUCAAGGAGGGAGUACGGCCUGAGUGGGAGGACCCUCAGAACAAGCACGGCGGCAAGUGGUCGUAUCAGUUCAAGGAGAAGCGCAACGUCAACAUUGACGAGCUGUGGCUGCACACGAUGCUCGCGGCUAUCGGCGAGACUCUGGAGGAGGAGGAGGACGGUGAGGUCAUGGGCGUUGUCGUCAACGUUCGCAAGGCGUUCUUCCGUAUCGGUAUCUGGACACGCACCAUAGGCAAGAGCAUUCCGGGUCGCGGGGACGGCGAUAUUUCGGGUGGCAAGGGCCGCAGCCCUGAUAAGGGCAAAGAUAUCCUCCAGGCUAUUGGCCGGCGGUUCAAGACGGUCCUCAAGCUGCCCCCCCAGGAGAUAGUCGAGUUUUCUGGUCAUACCGACAGUGCUCAUAGCGGCAGCACUCGCGCGAGGGCCAAGUUUACAGUCUAG